Histoplasma capsulatum G186AR is the source of this 882-nucleotide messenger RNA. RefSeq lists its product as uncharacterized. The record is from RefSeq and is a predicted model, not a curated record. Lineage: Eukaryota; Fungi; Ascomycota; Eurotiomycetes; Onygenales; Ajellomycetaceae. The coding region runs from base 1 to 882 and encodes 293 amino acids. The transcript has a single exon.
AUGGGUGAUAAUAAGUUAUCAGUCGCCGCCAAAUCGCCAUCCCCAUCCUCAAAAAUGUCGGAUGUGCAUCUCUCACAACCCCGAUCGCAAUCGCCAAUGCCGGCCAUCGCAGGCACAGGCGCAGACGCAAAUGUCAAAGUCCCCAAAACCCUACAAACCCGCCUCCCCAUAAAAACCUACCAUUGCACAUUCUGCAACCACCUCCUCCUUACCUCAACCCGCGAUCUCUCCGUCUUACCCCGCCGUCGCGAGCCGGCGCGUGAUCGGGCGUUGAUACUGCCGCUUCCAAAAACCGGAGUGGGAGAAGAGGAGGACGCGGACGAGGACGAGGAGUCCGAAGAUGAAAACGGGUGUGCAGCUACAGAAGAAGCUGUGGGCAACGACAGCAGCAAUACGCAACAAGGCACUGGUGACCCAACAGCAGAAAGUAAGGUGAAGAAGAGGACUAAACCGGGCUCAACACAAAAACAGCCGGAACAGCAGCAACAGCAUUACACCAUCCUCCUCUCCACAACGAUACCAGACCGCAAAUCAAUCAUCAUCCGACGCGAAGAUGGAUUUGAGAAGCGGCUAAUGCUGCGUUGUGGGCGGUGUCGGGUUGUGAUGGGGUAUGCGCUGGACGAAGUCCAUUUUCCAGAUCACAACGUCGGGGCUGGGGCUGGGGCUAGGGCUGCUGGGAAAGGUGGCGGAGAUGGGAAAACGGGGGAUGGAGAGAAUGAUGGAGAUGAUAAGGAGGAGAAAGCGCGGGAGAUAAGGAGAAAGAAGGCGGAGGAGGUUGUUUAUAUUUUACCCGGUGCGUUGGUGGAGACGGGAGAGAUGGGGAAAGGGGCCAUUAAGGUUGAAACGGAGGAGUGGGCAAACUGGGAGAAAGGGGCAAAGUAA